AAACCUUCUUCUACUUCAACCGGUCAUGGAGAAGCCACAGGAGGAUGCGCAGAAGUGGGUGGGCGACUCCUCUGUGGAUCACAAGGGCAGGGUUCCUCGCAGAGCCUCCACUGGGUGUUGGAAGGCUUCCCUUUUCAUUAUAGUGAUCGAGUUCAGCGAGAGGCUGAGCUACUUCGGACUGGCCACCAACCUCAUCAUAUACCUCACCAAGGUACUGCACGAAGAGGUGAAGACGGCGGCCAAGAACGUCAACUACUGGAGCGGCGUCACCACCAUGAUGCCCCUCGUCGGCGGCUUCGUCGCCGACGGCUACCUGGGGAGGUUCUCCACCGUUGUCAUCUCCUCCCUCAUCUAUAUCGCGGGUCUCGUUUUGUUGAUGGUGUCGGAGCUGGUCCCGCGGCUGAAGCCAUGCGACCCCAGCAUCUGCGGCAGAUCACUGCGCCUCCACGAGGUUAUCUUCUUCCUGGCCAUGUACUUGAUCUCCGUGGGCACGGGCGGCCACAAGCCGUCGCUCGAGAGCUUCGGCGCCGACCAGUUCGACGACAACCACGACGAGGAGCGGAAGAAGAAGAUGUCCUACUUCAACUGGUGGAACUUCGCCCUUUGCAGCGGGCUGAUGCUUGGGGUCACCAUGGUCGUCUACGUCCAGGACGCCGUCGGCUGGUGGCUGGCGGACGUGGUGCUCACUGCCGUCAUGUGCUUCAGCCUGGUGGUCUUCGUCGUGGGCAGUCCAUUCUACCGCUACCGAGCGCCCGAGGGAAGCCCUUUCAAGCCCAUGCUACAGGUUGUGGUGGCGGCCGCGGCCAAGAGACACCUUCCUCUUCCUUCGGACGCAGGCGAACUCUAUGAGGUUCCCAAAACACAGAAGAGCGAUAAGAGGCUUCUCUGCCAUACUAAUCAGCUAAGAUUCCUCGACAGAGCUGCCAUUGUGGAGCACAAAUACGACGAAGCAGCCUUCGCCGCCGAGAAGCACAACUCGUGGCGGCUGGCUACCGUGACCCAGGUGGAGGAACUGAAGCUAAUACUAUCCAUGGUGCCCAUAUGGCUAGCCGCACUGCCCUUCGGCAUCUGCGUGGCGCAAGCUAAUACCUUCUUCAUCAAGCAAGGAAGCGUCAUGGAUAGGCAGGUGACCAACAGCUUCAAGAUCCCUCCGGCCUCCGUAUACUCCCUCAGUGCCAUCGGCAUGAUCGUCUCGGUCACCUUCUACGACAAACUCCUGGUGCCCUUCCUGAGGAAAGCCACGGGGAACGAGAGGGGCAUCAGCAUCCUCAAAAGGAUUGGAAUCGGCAUGGCGAUCACAACAGUGGCCAUGAUCUCUGCCGCCUUGGUCGAAAGAAAGAGGCUUAGGGUGGCCGUGACAGAACAAACCAGCGUGGUCUCCAUGAGUGUGUUCUGGCUGUUGCCUCAGUUCGUGAUCAUGGGAAUAGGAGACGGGUUCGCACUAGUUGGAUUGCAAGAGUACUUCUACGAUCAAGUUCCCGACGGCAUGAGGAGUCUCGGUAUCGCCUUCUACCUGAGUGUACUGGGAGCCGCCAACUUCCUCAGCAGUCUCCUGAUCACCAUCGUCGAUCAUAUAACUUCAAGGGAAGGAAAGGGAAGUUGGUUUGCCAAGGAUCUGAACAAGAGUCGACUGGACCUCUACUACUGGUUGAUAGCCACCAUAAGUGCUGUGAACCUCUGUGGCUACGUGUACUUGGCAAGAAGGUACUCUUACAAGAAGGUGCAGAGAAAGGUGGCGGUCGCUGAUUCCCCUCGGGCUGACGUCUGAACCAGCCAUCACCAGUGGCAUUUGCUUUAUCCCUACGUAGAAACACGAGCUGUGACUGUCAUGCAUUCUUCUGAUAGAUAGAUAUUAGUAUAUCAUGUUAUAUAAAGCUACUGUUUUAUCAUUA
Messenger RNA from Musa acuminata AAA Group (dessert banana), 1892 nucleotides. RefSeq names its product protein NRT1/ PTR FAMILY 5.7-like. NCBI's taxonomy places the organism in Eukaryota, Viridiplantae, Streptophyta, Magnoliopsida, Zingiberales, Musaceae. The coding region runs from base 26 to 1768 and encodes 580 amino acids. The transcript is spliced from 4 exons. The record is from RefSeq and is a predicted model, not a curated record. Gene Ontology annotation, cellular component: membrane. Gene Ontology annotation, molecular function: tripeptide transmembrane transporter activity; dipeptide transmembrane transporter activity. Gene Ontology annotation, biological process: transmembrane transport; dipeptide transport.